Messenger RNA from Anopheles arabiensis, 3513 nucleotides. RefSeq lists its product as uncharacterized. Bases 732 to 2018 code for a protein of 428 amino acids. The record is from RefSeq and is a predicted model, not a curated record. The transcript is spliced from 4 exons. NCBI's taxonomy places the organism in Eukaryota, Metazoa, Arthropoda, Insecta, Diptera, Culicidae.
CGUGCAUCGGUCGAAGCAAGUCCUACCUCGCUCUGGAGGUCCGAAGCUCCGUGUUGGAAAAGUGAAGACCCGUGCGCCCGGUUGUGUAGCUGUGCGCGAGGCACGUCGUCGUGUUGUCUUCUGGCCGCAGUAAACAGUUUUGCCAACGAUUGCUGUCUUCAAUCAACUUCAACUCAACGCACUGCGUUUGACAAAACCACAUCUCUUGCCGAGUAACUUGAGAACAAGCGGGGAAAAAACAUCCCCCGGUGUGUCUUGCGUGUGUUCGUUGUUGAUUGCGAGCGGUGGUUUCUUGCGAAAAGUGUGCAUGUGUCCCAGUGGCAACAUUUGCCCGUUUGAUUGGUUGAAUAGAAAGUGAUGUGUUUGAAAAUCCCGGAUCCCGGUGGCCACGUGCGGCAGUGUUAAAGGUGAAAGCGCUUCUCCGUUCUGUGUGUUUGCUGCUGUUUGUGGCAGCUUGACCAAUUUCCCUGCGAUUCUCUGUCGCAACGAGCAGAAGUGAUAACAUUUUACUGGCACUGAAUCUUGCGGUGGGUGACUUGUGCAGUAAAAAUAAAAAAAUACUGCGCCCAUCAGCAGCAAGCUCGUAGCGUCCUGGCCGUAGUGGGAUAGUGUUCUACUGUGACCGUGGUGCGGCAUUGAGAAAAAACAGACCGACGCGACGUGUUUGUUGCUGCCCUCCGCGUGAGGGAGUGAAGUGUUGAGUGUUUCCAGUCUCCAGUCUGCGCCUAGUGAUGGCCGGCUCAACCAUCUCGGCCACCAGCCUGACCGUCCGGGCGGGCGUACUGCUAGCGCUCGUCGGCUGCCUGCUGGCCGCACCCGAUGCUGAGUCCGAUCUGAGCGUCCCGGCGGCCCGUCGCUUCCACGCCAAGUUCGUGGUCGACCGGAUCGAGCCGCGGCGUCCACCAUCAACCGACGACCGAUCAACGCCGGCGGUAGUGGUGCCGGCCGCCGGGACGACGCCGGUGCCGACACCGGCCCGGACCCGGUCGACGACGCGCUGCCGGGAGGGCUGUCUGCAAAAGCGCUCUAUAAAGGACAUCCUCUGCACGCAGCAGCGCGAGUGCUCAAUGUGCUGGGACGUGUGCAACCGCAACCACCAGAUCCGGAAGGAGAACGACCUAGCCCACCGGCUGCUGCUGAGCCUGGUGCGCCUGAUACGCAACGAGUCGGUCGUGACGGCCGACAUCGAGUGGACGACGCCGGAGGAGCUGGUGCAGCAUCAGCCGCACCCGGUCGUACCGUCGCCGCUCGCCGCCUCCGAGAACGUGGAGCGGCUGUCGCGGAUCGCCCGGGACGGCGGUGUCGUGCCCGGCGUCCGGGACGGCGUGUCGCGCAUUAUGCAGACGCUGGCGACCCGGCCACUGCCCGCCACGCCAAGCGACGAGCCGCAGCUGCAGCAGUACCACCAGUGUCUGGUGUCGUGGGAAAUUUCGGGCGGCGGGCUGACCGGCAACCUGCUGACGGAAACGUCCAAGGUGGAGCUGUCACUGUGGCCCAACACCAAGUACCACGUGCACGUAACCUGCCGCAAUAAGGAAACGGAUGCACUCAUCCGCUCGGCCUCGCUGCUCGUCGACACGAGCGAGGCGGUGAUCGUGAGUCUCCAGGGUACGACCUCGACCACCACCGAGACGGCACCGCUGGGCGGCGGCUCGAUCAACUCCGCCAUCCACACCAUCACCUCCAAUCGGGUCGACACCGACCAGGACGACCGACCGCCCUCGGUGGACGACGACGAUCUGAGGAUGUUUGUAGAGCAGCAGCAGCAGCAGCAGCAACAUCUUCGACACCACAGCUUCUGGCCGUUCGAUCGUAGCGCGGGCGAGCUGGCUGGUGUCGGGAGCGGCCCAACCGGCAGCUCCAAGGAGAUACUCAUCCUCGGCGUAUUCGUGGCCCUGCUGGCCCUCGUGCUGGUUGCGCUCACCGUGCUUAUACUGGUGCGCCGGAAGCCGGGCCCGCACGAGGACCGCGAGCUGCUGAUCGAGAGCGAAAUCCUGCCCAAGAUUCUGCACGUUUGAUAGAGGGAUGCGGAACCGAGAUGCCGGCGUCGCUCGCUGCUGUAAAUAGUCUAUUUAUGAUCGCAACGCACCGUUGAAGAGAUUUGCGUAAGUUUGCCUCUUAGUUCUUCUGCUCCCGCUGACUUUGUUUUAGAGCUCUGUUUUUUGUUAUCCUUUUAACACUCUUUCCGAACUAUCUUUCCUGUUGCCAUCGCCGAAUUUUGUGUGGUUCUUUCUGGGAACAUACCGAUUUCCUGCAAUCCCUCUUUGUAUGUAGUUUCUUCGCUAAGAAAAUUUCGUGCGCAACUAAGUUAUACUAACACGAGCAUGCAGAAGGGUGCAGAAGAUAAGAGACAACGGCGUGCGAUGCAAGCACGUAAGCAAAAAAAACAUAAAAUACUAGUCUUAGAAUGUGUAAAGCUGGCACAUUGCCCAGGUUCUUCUCGCUCUAUGGGGGUUUUGUCAAUGGGUCUGCCAAGGUGCCGUGGCCGUCUCUCUGUUGUGUAAUCUGUUUCAGCUGUACUGAGUCCUUGUGUUCGAACCACCUCUGUGAAUGUGGCAUUUUGGUCGAUAUUUAAAACAUGUUGAAAUUGCUGGAAAUUUAAACUACAACUAACAACGGGGACAGGACAUUAGCGAUGAAAUGUAUCAAACUAUCGGUGGGAGAAAUAGAGAGAGAGAGCGAGAAAAACAAAAAAGAGAGAACGAGAACUAGGUAAUGAGAAGAAGAUAUUAGAUAUAAACAAAAACACACACAAAACAAACAACCUUACCAAUGUUCUCCUUUUACGUUUACGUUUCCCCGAUCAAAAUGGAGACGUCCAGCAAGAAAUGAUAAACCAAAUUACGCAGGUGUCACACAUGAACCUGGGCAGCAUUUUUGGGUGGCAGUGUGAUGCGCCAUCUAGCUCUCUGCGAGUGAUCUGGCCCUCCGCAAGUGGGGCGAAGGUGAGCACGCAUCCUGCAACAGUAGAUAACCAAAUCAAAAACAAAACGAUGUAACUGAAAUGCGAGCUGACCGAUCAGAGUAAGUCGCGAAGGCAUGGAAUGGAAGGCAAACAGGGUUACUGGUGAGGUAGUUUGAAGUGAUAUUGGUGUUCGGGUGGGUACAGCGAGACAGUGGCGUUUAACACGGCUCUUUUUUUUCUGUGCGUGUGUGAGAGCGUGUUAAUGGCGCAAAACAAAGGGUAACAAAUCGGAAGGAAAUGGAUAAAGGAAACCCGUUUUCGGAAGGUCCAAAACCAGUGUAACUAACUGCUAAACACAUUAGAGUAGAACAAGAAAUUAAAACAAUGAGAAUCUCUAUGGAAAUAUAUGGAGUGAAGGAGAGAGCGAGAGCGUGAGAAGAUAUGAGGGAAGAAGAGAAAGAGAAUGAGCGAGAAAGAAGCAAGAGAGGUGUAAUAUAUAUAUAGUAAAACAAAAAAAACAAUGCAAACAAGUGUACAUUUGUGUAAAAAGACUGACUCAAGAUCAUUGUAAAAUAAAGCUCUUUUAAAAUAUAUUAUAACAAAGCGAA